Messenger RNA from Hemibagrus wyckioides, 2876 nucleotides. It is a transcript of the gene rabggta, whose product is annotated as Rab geranylgeranyltransferase subunit alpha. Gene Ontology annotation, molecular function: Rab geranylgeranyltransferase activity; zinc ion binding; protein binding. The coding region runs from base 198 to 1970 and encodes 590 amino acids. Gene Ontology annotation, biological process: protein geranylgeranylation. Gene Ontology annotation, cellular component: Rab-protein geranylgeranyltransferase complex; cytoplasm. NCBI's taxonomy places the organism in Eukaryota, Metazoa, Chordata, Actinopteri, Siluriformes, Bagridae. The record is from RefSeq and is a predicted model, not a curated record. The transcript has 17 exons.
CGGAAGUAACAAAUUUGUAGUCUACUGGUCUGCUACGUCAAUGUACAUCUCUCUGAGAGCAAACAGCAUUACAGGGUGAAAAAUAAAUAUAAAAAUUUGUAGGAGAAUUUCUUUCUGUGGUCAGACUUACAGUUUGUCAGUGAGCGGAUUAGAGGGAGACACGUUUCGGCAACACUACUUGAAACUCGUGUAAAGACAUGCACGGUCGAGUGAAGGUAAAGACCACUGCUCAACAGGAAGAGGAGAAGAGGAAAGAGCGAGAAAAGAAGCUGAAAGUGUAUCUGACGGUUCGAGAUGCCAUCUUCAAAAAGAGGACAAAUAGUGAGCUGGAUGAAGAAGCUCUCCAACUCACGCAGCAGCUCCUGGCUUCUAACCCGGACUUCGCCACGCUGUGGAACUACAGGAGAGAGAUCCUUCUACACCUGGAGACUGUAAAAAUUGUAAACUCUGUUUAUCCUCUUCCUAGAGAGGAUGAGGAGAUGCAGAAGCUGUACGAAGCUGAGCUGCUCUUCAUUGAGUCAUGUCUGAAAGUGAACCCCAAGUCAUACGGGAGCUGGCAUCACCGUGGCUGGGUGUCUUCCCGUCUCCCGAGACCCGACUGGAAAAGAGAGCUCAGCCUGUGUGACCGCUGCCUCAGCCUAGACGACCGCAACUUUCACUGUUGGGAUUACCGGCGCUUGGUUGUGAAAGCGUCCAAAGUUUCAGUGGAACAGGAGCUCCAGUUUACAGACCGCCUGAUCGGCUCCAACUUUUCUAACUACUCAAGCUGGCACUACCGGAGCACGCUGCUGCCCCUGCUGCACCCACAACCUGCAUCUGAUCCGGAAUCAGCCUGCCAAAAACACACACGGCCCACAGCCUCACCUCAGACACACGGGCACAGGGUGUGUGAGGAGCAGCUGCUCAAAGAAUAUGAACUGGUGCAGAAUGCUGUCUUCACAGACCCGAAUGACCAGAGCGCCUGGUUCUACUACCGCUGGCUCUUGGGAAGAGCCGAGCGUGAGGAGCUGAUCAGCUGUGUGUAUGUGAGCAGAGAGGGAGAGCGAGUCGCUGUGGCUUUCUCCAAACCUGUUAAUGUGGUGAAUUUGAUGUUGGUGUUAGAUGGUCAGCCUCAGCAGGUGGAGUGGAGAAGUGUUCACCCUCAAUUUCGCCACAGCCCUGUCUGGUUGUGUGAGCUUCCUCCUAGCUCCAUCAGCGACAUCAACAAUGAACAUAAUCUGACAGUGCACUGGACAGAAAAACACACCCACAGAGACUGUGCUCUCUAUACAGGUCGGAUGGAGAGCUGGUGCAGGGAGUCUGCUACAGAUCAGGAGCUUUUCAGGAGUGAGCUGUCUGUAGAGAAGACUUCAGUUCUCCAGUCCGAGCUGCAGUCCUGUACUCAGCUUCUUGAACUGGAGCCUCAGAAUAAAUGGUGCCUGUUAACUAUAAUCCUCCUGAUGAGGGCUCUGGAUCCGUUAGGUCAUGAGAAAGAGACUCUCACUCACUUCCAGACACUGAAGGAAGUGGACCCUAUGCGCUCCUCCUACUACAGCGAUCUCUGCAGCAAGUUUAUGAUCGAGAACACUAUUCUGAAAAUGGAGUACGCCGAGGUGCGGGUCUUCAGCCUCUCGGAUAAGAACCUGAGUACGCUUUGCCAUCUGGACCAGCUCCUAUUGGUCACUCAUAUUAAUCUGUGCUCCAAUCAGCUUGUGAAGCUGCCGCUGCAGUUCACCAUGCUGCACUGCCUCGAGGUCCUGGAGGCAGAUGAUAAUGCUAUUGAGAAUCUGGAGGGACUGUACCAUCUGCCCAAACUGGAGGAGGUGUCUUUAAAAAACAAUCAAAUCUCGAAAAUCGCCGAUCUGUCACCGUUGGCAACGUGUCCGAAGCUCACCAGGCUGGAUCUCCGUGGCAACCCCGUCACCCAGGCCGACGAUGUCUGGGCAGAGUUAGCCGAGCUGCUACCAUCACUCACUGAACUUUUACUCUGAUUAACUCCUAAGGAUAAGAAGUGUGUGUGUGUGUGUGUGUGUUUUUCAUGUGUCAUCAUGACUGUUCCUCUGUGGAUUCUCAUCAGAAGUAAUCACUGGUUUCAGUAACUGUACACUGCACUGCUCUCAAAGAGACUUCAGAAUCUCAGUGUGUGUAAAUAUUCAUUUUUACCACAGCAUUGUUAAAAACUUUUAUUCUGAUCGGUCUGAAGAUGUUGAUUCAUUUUCCAUAACAGCAGCACACUAGUUUAUAUGAUAUGUACACUUGUUCUAAUAUGGAAUCGUUUCUAUAGUAAGAGGUCAUAUACAGGGACUUCGUGUACAGCGCACUCGCCACAUUAGAUGUGUGUGAUCAGUGAUGUGAUGCUUUCUGUAAAAUGAUUGUCACCGUAUACAGAAGGAGUCUCUGUGUCAAGUUUCUUAUUAAUUAUGAUUAUUAAUUUCAUGAGAGAGAGAGAGAGAGAGGCUGGUGAAGGAACAACUGCUUACAGCAACUGUAACAAAAAUGAUACCAGGUAUUACACUGGUUAGAUGUUCCAUACCAUUAAAUGUAACUACAACUGGAUAAAAGUUGUAAUCAGUGGCAAGUUGCUGUGGUAUAAGAGGAAUAAAACAACAGGAUGUGAUGUUAUAGGAAAAUAUAAUUACAACAAGUGUCUUAUUCCUACCUGCUUUAGAUUCUGCAUGCGGAGGAGGUGUGUUUUACCAUGUGUGUCCUGUGACAUUCUUUAUUCCAACUAUGUAAUUAUCUCUCUAAUGAUCAAGGAAGCGCUCACAAUGAAGUUUGCGUGAGUUGCAUCUACUCGACUGAGCCAAACAUGACCUGAACUAGACUUGAGCUAGGCAUGAGCUAGACUUGAUUAGACUGUGUGUGUGGUGUAUGUGAGAUAUAUAUAUAUAUAUAUA